UGCUGAGGGCAGCCCCGCAGCCGGGGCCUGGUGCAGCCGCCGCCGCCGCCGCUGCCGCUGCCACCGCCGCCGCCGCUGCUGUCAGGGAAGCGGAGGCGGCCGAUGGAGUCCGGGAGCGGCUGCUGCUGCUGCUGAGGCGGCGGCGCCGGGGGCCCAACACCGACCCCACACCUCGUCUCCUCCGCUGGGGUCCCCGGAGCUCCUUCAGGAAUAGGGCAGGGUGUCAUGAGAGCAAACAAACAAGAGGACGGUGCAAAGCCAAAGCCUGAGAGUCAUUAUUCUAGCGUGGUUUUCUCUUAACCCGGCCUGGCAUGGUUUCCGAUGGCCACCAGAGAGUUUACAGUCUAAAAGGGCAGCUUGGAAGUGCUGUGUCCGGCUGUGGCCAUGGGAGACACGGCCGUGGAGCCAGUCCCGCUGAACGCCUCUUCAGAGCCCACUCCAAGCCCACCAGGAAAUAAUGGGAGUGCCCUUCUCAGUGUCAUCACUGAGGGGGUUGGGGAGCUGGCAGUCAUUGACCCAGAGGUGGCCCAAAAGGCCUGCGAAGAGGUGUUGGAGAAAGUAAAACUUUUGCAUGGGGGUGCAACUAGCUCCCCAGAGGGGCCCACCCUCGAGCUUGUCAAUGGGGACAGCACAGGCAAUGAACUUCGAUGCCUGGAUGAGCCACCCAGCCGCAUCCAAGAGGAGGAUGAGGUGGGGACCUCCAGCUCAGCUAAGGGGGCGAGGAGGAGGCGGCAAAACAACUCAGCCAAGCAGUCGUGGCUGUUGAGGCUGUUUGAGUCAAAGCUGUUUGACAUCUCCAUGGCCAUCUCGUACCUGUACAACUCCAAGGAGCCUGGCGUUCAGGCUUACAUAGGCAAUCGGCUCUUCUGUUUCCGCAAUGAAGAUGUUGACUUCUAUCUGCCCCAGCUGCUAAACAUGUACAUCCACAUGGAUGAAGAUGUGGGGGAUGCCAUCAAGCCCUACAUUGUGCACCGCUGUCGCCAGAGCAUUAAUUUUUCCCUCCAGUGUGCCCUACUUCUUGGGGCCUACUCUUCAGACAUGCACAUCUCCACCCAGCGACACUCCCGUGGGACCAAGCUCCGCAAGCUCAUUCUUUCGGAUGAGCUGAAGCCAGCUCAUCGAAAGAGGGAGCUGCCCUCCCUGAGCCCAGCUCCUGACACAGGGUUGUCACCCUCCAAAAGGACUCACCAGCGCUCUAAAUCAGACGCCACUGCCAGCAUCAGCCUCAGCAGCAAUUUGAAACGCACGGCCAGCAAUCCCAAAGUGGAGAAUGAGGAGGAGGAACUCUCCUCCAGUACCGAGAGUGUUGAUAAAUCAUUCAGUUCCCCGGUCAGACUGGCUCCUGAGCGAGAAUUCAUCAAAUCUCUGAUGGCAAUUGGCAAGCGACUGGCGACGCUGCCCACCAAGGAGCAGAAGACCCAGAGGCUGAUCUCUGAACUGUCUCUCCUCAACCACAAGCUCCCAGCCCGAGUCUGGCUGCCGACUGCUGGCUUCGACCACCAUGUGGUUCGGGUACCCCACACCCAGGCCGUUGUCCUCAAUUCUAAGGAUAAGGCACCCUAUCUUAUUUAUGUAGAAGUCCUUGAGUGUGAAAACUUUGACACCACCAGCGUCCCAACGAGGAUCCCCGAAAACCGGAUCCGCAGUACUCGGUCGGUGGAAAACCUUCCCGAAUGUGGCAUCACCCAUGAGCAGCGGGCAGGCAGCUUCAGCACCGUCCCCAACUACGACAACGAUGAUGAAGCCUGGUCUGUGGAUGACAUAGGAGAGCUCCAAGUGGAGCUCCCCGAAGUACACGCCAACAGCUGUGACAACAUCUCCCAGUUCUCUGUGGAUAGUAUCACCAGCCAAGAGAGCAAGGAGCCCGUGUUCAUUGCGGCAGGAGAUAUCCGACGGCGCCUCUCAGAACAGCUAGCCCACACCCCUACUGCCUUUAAACGGGACCCAGAGGAUCCAUCAGCGGUUGCCCUCAAAGAGCCCUGGCAGGAGAAAGUCAGGCGGAUCCGAGAGGGCUCCCCCUAUGGCCACCUGCCUAACUGGAGGCUCCUCUCCGUCAUUGUCAAGUGUGGGGAUGACCUUCGACAGGAGCUCUUAGCUUUCCAGGUGUUGAAACAACUGCAGUCCAUCUGGGAGCAGGAACGGGUGCCUCUUUGGAUCAAGCCCUACAAGAUUCUGGUGAUUUCUGCGGACAGCGGCAUGAUAGAGCCCGUGGUCAAUGCUGUGUCCAUCCAUCAGGUGAAGAAGCAGUCACAGCUCUCGCUGCUCGAUUACUUCCUGCAGGAGCAUGGCAGCUACACCACCGAAGCGUUCCUCAGCGCCCAGCGCAACUUUGUACAAAGUUGUGCUGGUUACUGUCUUGUGUGCUACCUGCUCCAGGUCAAAGACAGGCACAAUGGGAAUAUCCUUCUAGAUGCAGAUGGUCACAUCAUCCACAUUGACUUCGGCUUCAUCCUGUCCAGCUCCCCUCGCAACCUGGGCUUUGAGACUUCAGCAUUUAAGCUGACCACAGAGUUUGUGGAUGUGAUGGGAGGGCUAGACGGUGACAUGUUUAACUACUACAAGAUGCUGAUGCUGCAGGGGCUCAUCGCUGCCCGAAAACACAUGGACAAGGUGGUGCAGAUCGUGGAGAUCAUGCAACAAGGCUCCCAGCUGCCCUGCUUCCAUGGUUCUAGCACCAUCCGCAACCUAAAGGAACGUUUCCACAUGAGCAUGACGGAGGAACAGCUGCAGCUGCUGGUAGAGCAGAUGGUGGACGGCAGCAUGCGCUCCAUCACCACCAAACUCUAUGAUGGCUUCCAGUACCUCACCAAUGGCAUCAUGUGACAGCCUGCCACCAGCCCCAGGGAGCAGUGGGAGGGAAAUGGGAGACUCCCUGGAAGGGUCUGCGUCCACCCAAGGGAGUCGAAUGAGGAGAGAGCGCUACCCAGGAUCAUGUGGUAACAAGGAGCUUGCCCCUGGGGCGAGAGGAGUGUGUGGGGAGGAACCCCAUUACUGUGACAGUAUUACCACCUGACAGGCUCCCCAAUGGACAUGAUGAGUUGGGUGGGGAGGGAAGGGGACCUUUCUGGGGUCACUGGUUUUCCUUGCCCUCCUCCAAUCUGUUCUGGGCCACAGGGAGAGGGAGAUUUUUGGAACAUGGGGACUAGCCAUAACAUUGUCCCAUUGGCCGCUCUCCCACCUCCACCCUGUCCCUGGAGGAGGAUCGGAUUCUAGUGUCCGUCCCCCCCCCCAUCACAGAAGCCUCCUUCCAUGAUGUAUGGGGCCAGUCCCCAUUCUGCCCCAAGCCCAAGGGGGUGGGAAUACUUGUGUCUGUUCUGACCCCACUCCCUCUGGCCUAGAGAAAAUGCUCUCGAUUUUUUAUUUUUUUUGGUUUGAAAUAAAGUCCUUAGCCACCUACCUUCUCACUGAACUUGGUCAGAGUACAGAAGCUGGGGCAUCGAAGUUGAAGGCCCUCAAAAAGCCCUUGUCCCCUCCGUGCCGAGCCCAAGACGCAUAAAGUAGAAGCUGGAGUCAGGAUUAAACCACUAGCAGUUUUAAUGGACCGAGUGCUCCCCUCCCCUCUCAUUGUUAAUAUCAUUAAUUAUUCUUAUUACUACAAGAAUAAAGGAUUCCUGAGUACCU
This is a messenger RNA of Trichosurus vulpecula (common brushtail), 3621 nucleotides long. RefSeq names its product phosphatidylinositol 4-kinase beta (gene PI4KB). Lineage: Eukaryota; Metazoa; Chordata; Mammalia; Diprotodontia; Phalangeridae. The transcript is spliced from 13 exons. Bases 385 to 2823 code for a protein of 812 amino acids. The record is from RefSeq and is a predicted model, not a curated record. Gene Ontology annotation, molecular function: 1-phosphatidylinositol 4-kinase activity. Gene Ontology annotation, biological process: phosphatidylinositol phosphate biosynthetic process; phosphatidylinositol-mediated signaling. Gene Ontology annotation, cellular component: cytoplasm; membrane.